Phycomyces blakesleeanus NRRL 1555(-) is the source of this 663-nucleotide messenger RNA. RefSeq lists its product as hypothetical. Gene Ontology annotation, cellular component: Golgi membrane. NCBI's taxonomy places the organism in Eukaryota, Fungi, Mucoromycota, Mucoromycetes, Mucorales, Phycomycetaceae. The record is from RefSeq and is a predicted model, not a curated record. The transcript has 7 exons. The annotation marks the transcript as partial.
CGGAGAAUCUUUCGAUUCCCUCAAAUGGACUUUGAAUUUGCGAUGUGGCAGAUGUGCUAUUUGUUAAUUGCUCCCAGAAGAGUAUAUCGAAACAUAUAUUACCAUAAACAAACCAAGAAUCAAUGGGCACGAGAUGAUCCAGCCUUUUUGGUAUUAUUAGCAUCUUUGUUAUCGCUGUCCGCUGUGGCAUGGGGCUUUGCGUAUGGACUAGGCUUUGUGGGAAUUUUGAGAGCAAUGCUCUUUAUGGUUCUUGUGGAUUUUCUCUUGGUUGGAUCAUUGGUGGCUACGUUCUCUUGGUUUGUCACCAACCGCUUCUUGGCACACAAUGCAAUGGCUCAUGCGGUAGAGCAAAAGGUUGAGUGGGCCUAUGCAUUCGAUGUCCACUGUAACUCUUUCUUUCCUGUCUUUCUGGUCCUCUAUGUCGUCCAAUUCUUCUUUGUACCCCUGCUCCAGCGAUCUAGCUGGAUAUCCAUCGUAGUCGGCAAUACCAUGUACUUUGUGUCUGCGGUGUGGUAUGUCUACGGAACCUUUUUGGGAUACAAUGCUCUCCCUUUUCUGGAGCACACUGAGCUCUUUUUGUAUCCGAUCAUCAUUUGUAUCAUAUUGUUCGCAGCUUCUCUUUUUGGGUUUAACAUCAGCCAGUCAGUGCUUGCUUUGUAUUUU